Aspergillus chevalieri is the source of this 501-nucleotide messenger RNA. RefSeq lists its product as uncharacterized. Lineage: Eukaryota; Fungi; Ascomycota; Eurotiomycetes; Eurotiales; Aspergillaceae. The coding region runs from base 1 to 501 and encodes 166 amino acids. The record is from RefSeq and is a predicted model, not a curated record. The transcript has 2 exons.
AUGCUUGCACUUGAAAUGGUCGUGACCGUGUUCAAUCCUCUCAACACAACAAGACACUGCCAGCCAGUAACACCAGAGAAGAGGCCGGCCAGCAAAAUGGCCGACCUCGCCUCCCUCGAAAACAGCACCGCGGCGCUAAUCCUCCACUCCAGAUCGAAGACCUUGAGCAGCUCGCAGCCCGCGGCAAAGGCAAAGCCCGAAUCGACCAGCCCCCCGAUGCUGAUAUGGAGUGCAAUCGUAGCUAACCGCACCAUGGCGAAGAGCGUGGGCACUGCUGUGGUGGCGGAUGGAGCGCGUCUAGUGGAAUGUGAGACGCAGGAGAGACUUAAGACCCGGGGCCAUGAGAAAGCGAGACAGAUUGCUGGGAUGGAUGCGUCUGCUAAAGAGCAUCCUGCUGAGAAUGACAACCUUGAUGAUAUCGUGCAUAAGCUGCAGCAUGCACAUGUGACUGGGGUUUAUAUGUCGGAAUAUCGAGGUUCCUUACCGAACAAUACCAACUGA